Messenger RNA from Solanum pennellii, 1245 nucleotides. Its product is annotated as probable WRKY transcription factor 65. Lineage: Eukaryota; Viridiplantae; Streptophyta; Magnoliopsida; Solanales; Solanaceae. The record is from RefSeq and is a predicted model, not a curated record. Gene Ontology annotation, cellular component: nucleus. Gene Ontology annotation, biological process: regulation of DNA-templated transcription. Bases 188 to 1012 code for a protein of 274 amino acids. The transcript is spliced from 3 exons. Gene Ontology annotation, molecular function: DNA-binding transcription factor activity; transcription cis-regulatory region binding.
UAAAUUCCACUACCUUUCCCCACUUCAUACCAACUCAACUCUUUCUUAGCAAACUUUUUAUUUUCUCUCAUUUUUUUCUUCUAAUUUCUAAAUGAUAUAAAAAAAAAAAUUAGUUAAUCCUCAAAAAGUUUUUAUUUUCUUUCUUUUUUUCCUAAGUUAUAUAAGUUAUUUUUGUGUUUUUUUGGUCAUGGAAGAUAGUUCAUACAAAAAUCUAUUUUUUCAUAAACAAGAAGAUUCCACCGGAACUCCACCGGAUAAUGCUGCUGAUUCUUGUUUUUCCGGUGAUGAAGCGGCGGAAGUUAGCAUGCCAUCACCUAGAAAAAGGAGAGGAGCAAAAAAGAAAGUAAUUUCAGUGCCAAUAAUUGAAGGUGAUGGAUCAAGAAGUAAAGGGGAAGUUUAUCCACCACAAGAUUCUUGGUCUUGGAGAAAAUAUGGACAAAAACCAAUUAAAGGAUCACCUUAUCCCAGGGGAUAUUAUCGAUGCAGUAGCUCCAAAGGCUGUCCCGCCAGAAAACAAGUCGAGCGUAGCCGCCUGGACCCCACCAUGCUUCUCAUUACCUAUUGCUCCGAACACAAUCACCAAAUCCCGGCCGCCGCCGCCGCCAAACACCACCAUCAGAACCACCCUACUACCACCACCAGUUCACCCACUACCUCUACCGGCACCGCCGGAGAUAAUAAUGCAACGGCGGCUGUAGCCACGGACUCUACCGUAGUAGACAAAUCAUCUCCCGAAGAACCAGAUCUAUUUGCUUAUCAACAUGAUAAUGGAUUUUCAGAGCUCGCCGGUGAGUUAGGUUGGUUUUCCGAUAUGGGAACAACAACUACGUUUAUGGAGAGUACGUCGUCGUCCAUGGCGGGAUCCACGUGGAACGACAGUGACGUGGCGUUAAUGUUGCCGAUUCGGGAGGAGGAUCAGUCGUUGUACGGUGAUCUCGGUGAAUUGCCGGAAUGUUCAGUUGUUUUCCGGCGGUACAGUGUGGAAACUCCCUGCUGCGGAGGUACAGGAUAACAAAUCAUUUGUCAAUUUUUCACUGAAAUUGCCAUACGAAUUUUUAUUAUUUUUUAAUUAUCUUCCUCACUUUUGGUUCCACGUUCUUCGUGACCCUUUUUUUAAUUUUAUUUUUAUGUAAAGAUCUGGUAGAUUAAAAAAAAAAAAAGAAAUAUACUUUGAUUUGAUUUUUACUUGAAGCCAUUGAGCUUUUGUAAUUUUUACAAUAAAUUAUAGUCUAAAUUUGAAGAUUA